Molecule: messenger RNA, 12701 nt
Organism: Oryctolagus cuniculus (rabbit)
Lineage: Eukaryota; Metazoa; Chordata; Mammalia; Lagomorpha; Leporidae
Product: olfactory receptor 1J4-like
Biological process (GO): G protein-coupled receptor signaling pathway
Cellular component (GO): membrane
Molecular function (GO): G protein-coupled receptor activity; olfactory receptor activity
Source: RefSeq, a predicted model, not a curated record
UGUUCUUGUUUUUUUUUUUUUUUGUAUUUCUGUGUUUAUUUUUAGGCAUUUGUGGAAACACUUGGUAUUUUUCCUCUGAUGGCUUUUAUCUUUGAACGAUGCUUCUGUGCCUUAGUGGAACGUCUUCUGCUUCAGUGGAUAUCCUGAGGUGUGUGCUGGAUGUGGCCAGGUAGCUCUCAUCAGUGCUCUAGGGUGGGGUGAGAAAUCAGCGUGACGUUCAAGUUGGGCAUGGUAGAUAUCCUCUGUUGUCAGUAGCGUGAAAGGUAUGAUCACGUUUGUGGGCAUAAUCACAGCCUCACCUCCUCUCUUCCAAAGUGAUCAAUGCCCAGGGUUAGCCUAGAGUGGCAAUAACCCUCCACCCAUGCAGGUGCAUGAACCACAUAAAGAAUCUGUGCAUUUCCCAGUGUGAGCAGAGAACCCUCUGUAGUGACGCACCCCAGGCGAUCAGGGAGCUCUGAGGCCAGACACAGUUAUUGCCCAGUGAUUCAGCUGCACCCCACACCUAUGGUGCAGUCACAGGAUUCCUAAAGUUAUAGAACACAAGGCUUCCACAGUCACAGGGUGCAAGAGUUCCACUCUCAGCCCUAGGAGCCUGCCCCUUCCAUAAAGACUGCAGAGGUGCUCCCAGAGCCAGCUGCCUGUCAGUUUGAGACCUGGAUCCUAUGUUUUUUGUUUUGAAUUGUUUUGAAAUAAAUCUUUAUUUUUUAUUUAUUUUUUAAAGAUUUAUUUGAAAGAGUUACACAGAGAGACAAGGAGAGGAAGAGAGAGACAGAGACAGAGAGAGAGAGAGACAGAGAGAGAGAGGUCUUCCAUGUGCUGGUUCACUCCCCAAUUGGCUGCAACUGCCAGAGCUGUGCCAAUCCAAAGCCAGGAGCAAGGAGCUUCUUCCAGGUCUCCCACACAGAUACAGGGGCCCAAGGACUUGGGCCACCUUUUACUGUUAUCCCAGGCCACAUCAGAGAGCUGGACUGGAGGUGGAGCAGCCGGGACUUGAACUGGUGCCCAUAUGGGAUGCUGGCACUGCAGGUGGCAGCUUUACCUACUACGCCACAGUGCCAGCCCCAUGAUUCGUAUGUUAGAGUGGAGGGAUGGGAGUGCCUCACAGUCCUAAGUGGGUGCUCAGCCCCUGCCAACCCUACAGGACAGACUCAGCCAGUGGGGAACAUGGCACUAGCUUGAAAAGUAGUGGAGUUAGUUCCUCUAAAUAUUUUGGAGAAUGCAGCUGUAAAGCUAUUGGAUGCUGGACUUUUUCUUCAUGGGAGAAUGAGGGAUUACUUUGCUUGUUUGGGGCCAAAAAUUAAUGGGUAGAAUAGUCCAGACACAGUUCUCUGAGUCCUGAGCCCAGUGGUGAUCUCUUGGAAAAGACACCUCGCCAUAUCCUGUUGCUUUUCCUAAAGGAUAGAAGAGAUCUGAAAGAUGUGGAGUUAAAGAUGGAUUUGUGCUCUCAAGAUGGCAAGUGUAAGAGGUGAAGGAGUUCGCAGAAGCCAGACUUUCUACACCUGGAUCAUCAUAUGCUGUUGGGAAAAGCUGUUAGUACCUUGGCUACAUCAGAGUGGGGCGAUUGCAUUUCCACCCUUGCUUCUCGGCUAAAAGUAUGGGCAGUCUCAGGGGACCCUAGGGUGUCCCAGGAACCCAGGACGUCUUCCCAGAUGACUGCAAGGGUGUAGUCCUUCCAGCUACUGCUUGGGCCCCUCCUUAAGGUCUGGUAGGAAUUGGAGGCAAUUAGUCUAGUUUGAUUUCUUUUCUUAACCAGGAGCUUAGGGACUUUUCAAGAGUCCUCUCUGUGGUUUGUAAAAUGGUAGCCUCUCAGCUCUUGCUAUAGAGCCCAAGACAGAUAAAGAAAGCUCAGGAGAUCCUGGACUCUCCUGUUGCUUUUUUUUCUGGUAUCCUUAGUAGAAACUGAAGACCCAGAAAGCUGUUUGAUGCCUGAGCUCACCACAUACUGGCGGAGGUCAGAGUGAGGUUGGAAUUCUCGGUGGGCAAGGUGUGUAUCUGUGCCUAGGGUCUCCUUAUGUAUUCCUCAUAUAUUCCAUAUACAUUCUGUGUGAUGUUUCUUUGCUUGUGCAACAUAGAUAUAUGUAUCUAUUUUUGAUGAUUCUCUCUCCCUUUCUCCCUCCCUCCCCCAUCUCUCUCUCUCUCUCUCUCUCUCUCUCUCUCUCUCUCUGUGUGUGUGUGUGUAAUAUGUGAUGGACCCACAGCCCACUAUUUUUCCUCUCUAAACACACAGCAUACAACUCUAAACAGACUCACAUUAAGAAAGUAUAAUUUUUUUGGUUUUGUUCGUUUCAUCUCAAACAUUUGCUCCGCUCUCCUUCUCUGACUACCUCAUUUUUAUCUGUGGACAGCCAUCAUCAGUGUGAGUAAAUGAGCUUGCAGAAUCUGAAGAUACAGAGAUGUGCUCAGCAAUCUGGAACAGACGUCUUCUGAGUUGACUCAUGACAGCCAUGGGAAAGAAGCCCCGUAUCUGUGCUCAAUGAUGUGGGUGUGAUCUUAGAUCUGUACUUGUUCCCGAGUGAGGUUACAUGUGUUUGAGAAAGUGGGGUGUGUGUGUGUGUGUGUGUGUGUGUGUGUAAGUGCUGCUUGCUUGAUUUGUACGUUGUGCUUAUGUUUAUGUGCUGAUGCUUUUGAGUGACAGGAGCUCAUGUACCUUUCUGGCUGACUACCUUCACCUGUGUUGGAUAUGGGUGGGGGGGAGGCAGGCUGGAGCCUUAUCUCCAAUGACGUGUGUGUGUGUGUGUGUGUGUGAUAAUGUAUGCUGCUUCUUGCCUGAGUGGGAAGAGGCAUGUGUGUGGAGUUGGUGAUAUUAAUGACUUUUGUGUGAUGUGUCUGACUUUGUGUUUACUUUUUACUGUGUGAGUGUCCAGAGUGUCAGUGUAUUUAUCUGAAAUGUGACUCUUAUGUGCUGCUGGUUGUAUGCUUUGUAUUGAGAUGAUACAAGUGUUUGCAUGUGGUUGUGUGCAUUGUUUUGUGUAUCAGACCUUGUAUGUUACUUGAGAGUUUUGAUUUAUGAUUCCAUAGAUAAUUUAGUCACAUGUUCUAUGUCCUGUGUAUUUGUCUAUCUAUAUUUAUAUCUAUAUCUAUAUCUAUAUCUAUAUCUAUAUCUAUAUCUAUAUCUAUAUCUAUCUAUGUAUCUGUCUAUCAAGAGAGCAAGAGAGAGAGAGGUCUCCCAUCUGCUGGUUCACUCCUCAGAUGGCUGCAACUGUUGGGGCUUAGCCAGGCCAAAGCCAGGAACCAGGAGAUUUAUCCUGGUCUUCCAUAUGGGUAGUAGGGGCCCAAGCACUUGAGCCAUCCUCUGCCACUUUUCCUAGGCAGUUAGCAGGGAGCUGGAUAGCAAGUGGAAGAGUCAAAAUUCAAACUGGUAUCCAUUUGGGAUGCUGGCAUCAAAGGCAGUGGUUUUAUAUGGUACACCACAAUGGCGGCCAAGGUAUAAAAAUUUUUAAAAUUUAUGUGCACAAUGGGUCUUCAAAAAGUUAAUAGAAAAUGCUUAUUAUAAAAACUAUGCAUAGAUUGCAUUUUAGGGCCUGAAUCAACUCAUAUUUUAAUUUCUCUUUUCUAUGAGAUUUUGAAGUACACUUGUAUGUGUUUCGGGAGCUUCUGGUUAACCUUUAUGAACUCAAAUACUUCUUAAAUUUCUUUAAACAGUGAUCAUAUUUCUGUCUGAGACAGGCAAUUUCAUGUGCAUUUCCACCCUUUGGCAGCUAUUGAUGCCUGUAGUAAGUCUCCCAGUCCUCAGUCCUGUCCUUGUAUCUUUUUCUGGCCUUGGGAAGUGACCUCAGCUCUCUGGGGUUCAGACCUCGUGGGUAAAUGAGGGGUAACUGAUCCUCCUGCAUAACGGCUGUUAGAAGGAUGAAUGAGACAAUGCAUACAAAUUCUUCAGCACCAUGGCUGGCCAAUGGUCCUCAGUGCAAAGGAGGAAUUUUUGUUAUCUUUCCACAAAUCCUUUGUUGCUGUCAUGGAGAUUUCUUAUUUUCCCAUUGUCUAAGGAGGAACAGGGAGACGUCAAAAGCCCGUCCAAAUGUUCCCUCCAAAACCUCAAGGUCAUGACUUGAUUUGCUUUUCACAGCUCAUGGGUCUUGCUUCCUUCGGCAUGCAAAGUUCUACUUGUAGCCAAGUUCCUAGCUGGCUCUUGCCUUCUGGUUCUUUGGUGAGUAGUGACACACUGUAGCUCAGUGAACAGCUGAGCUCUGCAUAGGGGCAAUCAUUGCCUUCCUCAGUGGUCAUGAUCUGAGAUAACCUGUGCCCCUGAGCAAGUACAAGGUCCCUGAGGAGGAUUUGCUGUUCUGCUUCUCCGUGGUGCUGAAUAAGUUUUGUCCAUUGGGUCACUUACUUCUCAAAUGCCAUUAUAAAGGAGAAAUGGUUACCACUCCAUUACUAGUGAGAAAUGUGGACCUCAGAGAGCUGAGGCCACUUCCAAGAUCUAAAACUAGGAGAUCUACUGAAUAAACCAAAUUAGUAAUGCCUAGUAGAUUAACAAUGUCUGAUACCUCUUUCCUGGUACUGGUUUCAUGCUUUAGUCAUAACGAAUUACUGAGGUUUGCAUCUUUUUCUUGAUCUCAAGAUGUCAACUCCUUCAGUCCAGAGACUGCAUUUCUUGUCCACUAUUACUGUGCACAUGCUCAGGAGUUGGUGUUGUGACUGGACAAGUUUAUUCUCAAAUAAAUACAUGUUGAAUGAACAAUUAAUCUCCUUUCAUUUAUUUGGAUAGAAACUUGGUUAAUGUGAGGGUUUGAUAUGUGGUUGGGACUAGAAUAGGACAGAUUUGUGAAUCAUGCAUCCAGUGUGAGAAAGAAACACAAUUGUAGCUGCAACAAGAAUUUUGUAUCAGAGGAUAUACUGAUAAUGGUCUGGUCACGUCCACUGACAUAAACGAAUUUCCUCGAUUCCCAACAGAGAAAACACCAGCAUGAGGUGGGAGAACCAGAGCCAUGUGUCCACGUUCCUCCUCCUGGGGCUCCCCAUCCGGCCGGAAGAGCAGAGCAUGUUUUUUGCCCUGUUCCUGGGCAUGUACCUGACCACAGUGCUGGGGAACCUACUCAUCAUCCUGCUCAUCAGGCUGGACUCCCGCCUCCACACCCCCAUGUACUUCUUCCUCAGCCACUUGGCAUUCACUGACAUUGCCUUCUCGUCAGUCACUGUGCCAAAGAUGUUAAUGAGCAUGCAAACUCGGGACCAAUCCAUCCCCUAUGCAGGAUGUAUAGCACAGAUGUACUUUUUCAUACUUUUUGGCUGCCUUGACAAUUUCCUUCUCGGAGUGAUGGCAUAUGACAGGUAUGUGGCCAUCUGCCGCCCACUGCACUACAUCUCUGUCAUGAGGGAGGAGCUGUGUAUCUCAUUGGUAGCUGGGUCUUGGAUCUUUUGCUGUGCUCAUGCCCUGUUACACACGGUCCUCUUGGUCCAGCUGUCCUUCUGUUCUUAUGUUACCAUCCCCCACUUCUUUUGUGAGCUCACUGCCCUCCUGAAGCUGAGCUGCUCAGACGUCUCCCUCAAUGAGCUGGUCAUCCUUACUGAGGGAGGAAUGCUUUUCGUCGUUCCUCUGAGUAGUGUCUUAGGCUCUUAUGUCCGUAUAGGGACCACUGUUCUGAGGGUCCCCUCCUCCAAGAGAUUGUUGAAAACCUUUUCUACCUGUGGUUCCCAUCUUUUCGUGGUGUCUUUAUACUAUGGGACACUUGCAGGUGUUUACUUUUUCUCUUUGUCACAGAACCCCAGUGAGAAGGACAUAAGUGUUUCUGUAAUUUACACAGUAGUCACACCGAUGCUGAACCCCUUCAUCUACAGUCUUAGGAACAAAGAUAUCAAACAGGCCUUAGAAGUACUAGUUAAGAGGGCUAACCUCUUUAAGUGGCCAUCACUAAAUCUUUAUAUUUGAUUCAUGAGCACUGUGAGAUGUGACUCCUAAGAUUACUUUAUGGAGAUAACUGAUGCAGUUUUAAAAUAAUACAUUUAUAUAUUCCAAUAUGUACUGUGUUCUUAACAGGUCAUCAGGACCAACUUUAUUACUUAGAUUGUCAGACCUCUAAUCAAUCUUUGCUCAUUUAUCAUCUUUUAUAAGAUAUAUGGAAACUCUUAGGCAAACAUGUAUCAUUAUUAUGGAUUUACCUUUUUCUCCUUUCAGAUAUGUCAUUUUUUACCUCAUAUAUUUUAUUUAAAAUUUUUUUCUCACAGAAACCUUUAAUUUAAUGAGUACAAAUUUCAUAAGUGCAACUUGAAGAAUAUAGUGAUUGUUCCCACCAUACCCGCCCUCUCAUCCCCACUCUCACCCACCUCCUUCUCCCUCUCCUAUUCCAAGUCCCAUCAUCCAUUAAGAUUCAUUUUCAAUUAACUUUAUACACAGAAGACCAACUCUAUACUAAGUAAAAGAGUUCAAUAAUUUUCACUGAAAUGUAAUUGCAUGGAAAUGGUUUUUGCACACACACACACACACACACAUACACACAGAACAAGUUUUACGGUUACUUCUUAUAGUACAACUCAUUGAGGACAGAAGUGCCCAGUGAGCCCUAUUGUUAAUUUUACAAUCAACACUCAUAUGUAUGAUGUCAGCAAUCACUCGAGGCUCUUGGCAUGAACUACAAACUCUGUCAGCAUUUAGACAAGGUCAUAAGCAAAGUAGAAGUUCUCUCCUCCCUUCAGAGAAAAGCACAUCCUUCUUUGAUAGCCAUUUCUUUGUAGGACAUUUUUUUUUUUUUGCCACAAUGUCUUGACUUUCCAUGCCUGAAAUUCUCUCAUGGGCUUUUCAGCCAGACAAGAAUGCCUUAAGGGCUGAUUCUGAGGUCAGAGUGCUAUUUAAAGCAAUUGUCAUUCUAUGAGUCUCCUAUGUAGAUUGCUUCCCAUGUUGGACCAUUCUCUCCGUUUAAAUUCUAUUAUUAUUACCAGACAUUUGAUCUUAUUUAUAUGAUCCCUUUAACACUUAAUCCUAUCUCUAUGAUCAUUUUAACACAUAAUAUUGUCACUUUAACAUUAAGAUGGCAUUUUUACCAACCAACUUAAUGGAAUUUGGAGUCUGAUGGCAAGUUUUUAAACUGUACCCUUAGAAGUAAGUAUGUAGGAAUAUAUGCAGAGCUAUACAGCUUUACAGUUACAAACUUCCUCCUCCCUCUCUUAUUCCCAGUCUUAUUUUUGAUUGAGAUCUAUAUGCAGUUGACUUUAUACACAUAUGAUUAAGUUAAGAGUUCAACAAAUAGUAGAAAGAAGAGAAUAAAAAACUGUUUCUUGACAGUCAAGACAAGGGCUGUUCAAGUCAUUGCUUCUCAAAGUGUCACUUUCAUUUCUACAGGUUUCCUUCUAGGUGCUCUAUUAGUUUUCACAGAUCAGGGAGAACAUAUGGUAUUUGUCCUGUUGGGACUGGCUUAUUUUGCUAAGUAUGAUGUUUUCCAGAUUCAUCCAUUUUGUUGCAAAUGACUGGAUUUCUUUUUUUUUUACCACUGUAUAGUAUUCCAUGGCAUACAUAUUCCAUAAUUUCUUUAUAUAGUCCAGUUGAUGGGCAUUUAGGUUGAUUCCAUGUCUUAGCUAUUGUGAGUUGAACUGCAAUAAACAUGGGGGUGCAGAUAACUCUUUUGUUUACUGAUUUCAUUUCCCUUGGGUAAAUUCGCAAUAGUGGGAUGGCUAGGUCAUAUGGCAGGUCUAUAUUCAGAUUUCUGAGGUAUCUCUAAACUGACUUCCAUAUUGGUUAUACCAGUUUACAUUCCAACUAACAAUGGAUAGGGUAACUUUUCCCCCACAUUCUCGCCAGCGUUGGUUGUUGAUCUUUGUAUGAAAGCCAUUCUAACAGGUGAGGUAAAACCUCAUUGUGGUUUUGAUUUGCAUUACCUGACAGCUAAUGAUCUGAACAUUUUUUUUCAUGUGUCUGUUGGCCAUUUGGAUUUCCUCUUUUGAAAAAUGUCUGUUUAAAUCCUUAGCUCAUUUCUUUACUGGGUUGUUUCCUUCAUUAUUGUGGAAUGUCUUGAUCUCUUUGUAUAUUCUGGUUAUUAAUACUUUAUCAGUUGCAUAGUUUGCAAAUAAUUUCUCCCAUUCUUUUGGUUGCCUCUUCACUUUGCUGAGUGUUUCUUUUGCAGUACAGAAGCUUCUCAAUUUGAUGAUAACUUUGCCUUUGAUUGCCUGUGUCCCUGGGGUCUUUUCCAGGAACUCUUUGCCUGUCCCAGUGUUCUCUAAUAAUUUGAUGGUAUCAGGUUGUAGAUUUAGGUCUUUAAACCAUUUUGAAUUGAUUUUUAUGUAAGGUGUAAGGUAGGGGUCCUGCUUCAUAUUUCUGCAUGUGAAAAUCCAAUUUUACCAGCCACCAUUUGUUAAAGAGACCGUCCUUGCUCCAGGGAUUGGUUUUAGCUCCUUGGUCAAAUAUAAGUUGGUUGUAGAUGCAUGGACUAAUUUAUUGAGUUUCUAUUCUGUUCCAUUGGUCUAUAUGUCUAUUUUUUUGUCAGGACCAGGCUGUUUUGAUUAUAAUUGCCCUGUAGUAUGUCUUGAAAUCUGGUAUUGUGAUGCUUCUGGGUUUGUUUUUGUUAUAUAAGAUUGCUUUAGCUAUUUGAGGUCUCCUGUGUUUCCAAUGAAUUUCAGCAUCAGUUUUUCUAGAUGAGAAAAGAAUGUCUGGUAUUUUGAUUGGUAUUACAUUGAAACUGUAAACUGCUUUUGGAAAAUGAACAUUUUGAUAAUACUGAUUCUUCCAAUCCAUGAACAUGGAAGUUUUUUUUUGUAUCUCCUAUUUCUUUCUUUAAUGUUUUGUAAUUCUCAUUGUAGAGAUCUUUGACAUUCUUGGUUACAUUUAUUCUAAAGUAUUUGAUUUUUUUGGUAGCUAUUGUGAAUGGGAUUGAUCUUAGAAGUUUUUUCUCAGCCAUAGCUUGUCUGUGUAUACAAAGGCUGCUGAUUUUUGUGUAUUGAUUUUAUAUCCUGUUACUUUACCAAACUAGUUCCAAUAGUCUCUUGGUGGAGGCUUUUGGAUCCCACAUAUAGAAUCAUGAUAUCUGCAAAUAGGGAUAAUUUGACUUCCUGCAUCCCAGUUUGUAUCCCUUUCAUUUCUUUUUCUUGUUUUCUUUCUUUUUUCUUGUUUCAUUUCAUUUUUUGUUUCAAUUUUGUUGAUUUCCUCUCUAAUUUUAAUUAUUUCUUUUCUCUUGCUAGUUUUGGGUCUAGUUUGCCAUUGUUUUUCUAGAUUCUUGAGAUGCAUUGAUAGUUCAUUUAUUUGGUGCCUUUCCAAUUUCUUGAUUUAAGCACCUAUUGCUAUAAACUUUCUUUUAAUUAGAGAGUUUAGGCCAUUUACAUUCAAGGUUACUGUUGAUAAGUAAUGGUUUGGCCCUGCCAUUUUUCCAUAAAUAUUCCUAUUUUUAACUUUGGAUUUCCUUUAUACUUUAACUGGGAAAUUUACUUCCUUUAUCUUCUUCCAUCGUGAUGACCAUGUUUCUGUGUUUCUGUGUGCAUCACAUCCUUAAGCAUCUUCUGCAGGGCUGGACAGGUAGGUGACAAAUUCUUUCAAUUUAUGUUUGUCAUGGAAGGUCUUUAUUUCACCUUUUCUAAUUAAUGAGAGAUUUGCAGGGUAUGGUAUUCUGGGGUGACAGUUUUUUUCUCUGAAUACUUGGAAUAUAUCUCACCAUUCUCUGCUAGCCUGUAGGGUUUCUGAUGAGAAUUCUGCUAUGAGUCUUAUUGGAGAUCCUCUGAAAGUAAUCUAGUGUUUCUCUUGUGCACAUUUUAGAAUCUUUAUGAUUUGCUGUUUAUUGUUUGAUAAUCAUGUGUUGUGGUGAAGAACUUUUCUAGUCAUCUUUAUUAGGAGUUCUAUGUGCUUCCUAUACUUGGAUGUCCCUUUCUUUAUUCAGGUUAGGGAAGUUUUCUGUUAUUAUUUCACUAAAAAGCCUUCUGAUCCUUUCUCUUCGUAAACCUUCAGGAACUCCUAGAAGCUGUAUAUUGGGUCUUUUUAUAGGAUCUUGUAGAUUCCUAACAGUGAUUUUUAGUUUUCUAAUUUCUUCUUCUUGUGUUUGGUUUGACUGUAUAAUUGCCUGUGCUUUGUCUUCUGUGUCAGAUAGUCUUUCUUUUGCUUCACUGAUUCUAUUGCUAAGGUUUUCCUUUGCAUUUUUAUUUGUUCUAUUGAAUUCUUCAUUUCCAAGAUUUUAUUUUGAUUACUCUUUAUAUUUCAACUUCAUGGGAGGAAUUUUCAUUCAUGUCAUGUAUGGGUUUCCUUGUUUCUGAUUAAUUCUAAGUAAUCCUAUUUUUUGGAUUUUUGGAUUCCAUUUCUGGCAUUUCUUGAAUCUCCUCAUCUUUGUAAUAUAGUAUUGAAGUGUUGUGUUCUUUUGGGGGCACCAUGUUGUUUUCCUUAUUCUUGUUUCUUGAAUUGGUGUAUUUAUUAUUAGGCGUUUAUGGAGCUACUUGUUGGUUUCUUGUGUAGCUUUUAUCUUUGGACUAUGUGGAUUAGUGGAGUUUUCCUUUCAGGGAAUACAUAGGGGCAUGUGGUGGGUGUGACCAAGGAGCUCUGUUCAGUGCUCCAGGACGAAAGGCAUGUCUGAGGUGACACACCAAGGUUUGGCAUGGUAAAUCUCCUCUCUCUCUAUCAGAGGGGAAGUUUGUCUUGUCUGUUGGCUUAGUCUCAGCUGAGCUCCUCUCCUUGAAGGACACCAGUGCCUGGGCACUAGCCCCAGUCAGUAUAUUAUUCGUCCACUCUGCCACACAAGAUCUGUGCAGUCCUCAGUGUAAGCUCAGAUUCCCCAGCAAUGUCCCUCACCAGGUAACCAGGGAGACCUGAUAGUGUGGAGCCUCCCACAGUGACUGCAGUAUCCCAGCCACACAGUCUCAGUGUUUGCACAGUCCCAGUAUGCAAUCCUCUCACAGUCAUGAGCACUCAGUCUCCUAUCUGUUCUACGUAUAGGACUUGGGAGUCUCCGCUUGGCUGGUUGCUGGGCAUGGACUUGAGCUGGUACAACUGUUACAUAUGUCCAAAAUGGUGCCUACUCUCUAUCAGUUUGUUACAGGAUGCAGUUGCAAUGUGAUUGAGGAGAGAGAAACAUGCCUCUCUCUUUGUUUUUUUCUCCUCUAGUCUGGCAGGUUCACUGUCCUGCCACUGUCCCCCACAGAGCUCCAAGCUGAAUUCUCUCUAGGCUUUUCCUGCAGCUUUUUUGCCAGUGUCUUAGGCUUCAGUCUUGUCUCACCUCAUUCUCCAGUGCUGGUACAGAGGCUCUCAGCUGCUGGGGUCCUGAGUUGUGGGUGUUCUCGCCCUCCAAGUAGGCCCACUGUGUCCCUCCAAUUUGCAUAGUUUCCUCUGCUGUUUUCUCCCUCACUCUUUCCUGAGACUGCACUCAGGACUUCUAGGACUCUCCUGGGUUUAUUUAAAAGGAGUUGGAAGACAUCUGUAUUUGAAUUAAAUGAUAUGCUCUGACUUGAAUAUUUGAAUAUUAAAUAUUUGAAUAUUAAUUCAAACUCAGUUCUUAUAAGCACUGGUUUCAAAGGGGGAGGUAGUAAGUUUAAUGGAGGGGAAGUAAUCAUUUUGAAAUGAAUUUUCAUUAUUAAAAUCUUACCCACAAGAGAAACUAAUUCAACCCUUUUGAAAGUCACAGACUAGGAAUUCAUGCUUAUCACAAUAUCUGAAAUUGAAUCAUAAGGUUGUAGAAUACUUCCUUUUCCCAUAGUUAAUCACCACAUCCACAGGACUUCAGUUGAAGAAUAGUGGAUUACAACUGAGAUACAAGGUACAGAAGCUAUGUAAAAAGAAGUCUCUACAGAAAUGCAAAAACAGUAAGAGAGAAAAAACAUGGAAACCAGGAAACACUGGGACCUCCAACACCUGUAGCUAUUGGAAAUGGUAAACACAGCCUAAUUCCUAGUCUUCUAAGCAAAAAUGCUCAUGGUGAACAUUCUAUUCAUUUUUUAAAAGAUUGAUUUAUUUUAAAGGCAGAAUUACAGAGAGGUAGAGGCAAAGAGAGAGAGAGAGAAGUCUUCCAUCCACUAGUUCACUCCCCAAAUAGAAGCAAUGGCCAGAUAUGGGCCGGUCUUAAGCCAGGAGCCAGAAACUGCCUCUGAGUCUCCCAUGCGGGUGCAGGGGCCCAAGGACUUGAGCCAUAUUUUACUGCUUUUCCAGGCCAUAGUGGAGAGCUGGAUUGGAAGUAGAGCAGCAGGUACUCAAACCAGCGCCCAUGUGGGAUGCUAGCAGGGCAGGUGGCAGCUUUACCCACUAUGCCACAGCACCAGACCCUAUUCAGUUCUAUUCAUUCAGUUAUUAUUAUCUAAAGCAUCAAUCCAACAUUCAACAAGAAAUUAUAAGGUAUGCUAACAGGCAAAAAGCCCAACAUUCUUACAGUACAAAACAGCCAUUGCUGGAAGCCAGGUAGCCAUGUGGCCCAACCACCCAUGUUAGCCCCACCCCUAUCCUAAUGGGAUUCACUGCUCCUGCUUCCCUACCCGCCCUCCCUGGCAAAGUUUUAAAGGGACCUGUUCCUAAACACAUGGCUCUCUCUCUCUUCCUCUCUGUCUCCUGACCUCUGUCUGUCUCUCUCUCUUACACUCUCCUUCUCCCUCUUUCUCCUUCUUUGCCCCUUCCCUCUGGUCUGUUGGGUUUCCCCCAAUAAACUCUUUCCCUUAAAAAAAAGAUACAAAGCAAGCAUCAAAACCAGACUUUAUAGAUGUUGGAAACAUCAGUCAUGAGUGUUAAAAUAACUGAAUAAAUAUGCCAGACUGUCUAAUUGGAAAAGUAGAGAAAAAAUCCAAGAAUAGAUGGUUACGGUAAACAGCUGGAACAUGAG